Fibroporia radiculosa is the source of this 1566-nucleotide messenger RNA. RefSeq lists its product as uncharacterized. The coding region runs from base 1 to 1566 and encodes 521 amino acids. The transcript is spliced from 12 exons. NCBI's taxonomy places the organism in Eukaryota, Fungi, Basidiomycota, Agaricomycetes, Polyporales, Fibroporiaceae. The record is from RefSeq and is a predicted model, not a curated record. Gene Ontology annotation, molecular function: monooxygenase activity; oxidoreductase activity, acting on paired donors, with incorporation or reduction of molecular oxygen; iron ion binding.
AUGGAACACCCAUACCUCCUCAUCGCCCCCAUCUCCGUUGUGCUUUACGCAUGGUUAAGGAGACGCUCAAAGAUAUCCGAGAAGCAUCUACCUCCUCUAAUCCCGAUAUCACCUGAGGAUAUAUUUUCCAAACCUCGUGAAGCAUACGGUGCUGCGCUGCAGGAGCACGGACCAGUCAUCGCAGUGAAGCGCAAAGGCAAUCUCGAAUAUAUCGUUGGGCCCGAGUAUGCCCGCCAUGUUCUCACAUGCGAUCGUUUAUUCAGCUUUGAACAAGGUUCUGCGGCGAUCAUGAAUUUGCAGCCGAUCAUGGCAUUGACCGGGGGGGCGCUGUUUCGUGACCUCAAUGACUUUGUCAGGGAGGGAAUCAUUGCUCGUAUAGAUGAGAUCGUGCACCGUAUUUACCCGAUCUAUGACCGUGAUGGAAAGGCAUUCAUCGACCUUGUCAAACAAGCACCUGACCUUGGUAGUAAGAGCCAGCUAGACUCCUUCCAGCACUCGAGAGAUACAAUUGCCGAAACGACAUUGAUUCUACUACUCGGUCAAGAAUAUGUGAGCAGGCGCAACAUGCAGAUCAUCGAGGACGUUUCAAAUGGGAUGGCCGAGCUUACUGGACAGUUCCAGAACCUUUCAUUUAUUGGCAAAUACCUGCCUUGGAUAUGGGUGUUCCUGACAUGGGCCAAUGUGAUCCUCAUCAAGAUCCCUUUUGGCUUCCUGCGGUUGUUGGGACCCCAAAUAUGGGCAGACGUCAGCCGUUAUGAAGCUAUGGCAACCUCCGGCGUUUUACCGAAAAGCGAGAAACGUCUUGUAUCUCAUCGUCAAGACGUACAAGCCGUCAGAAGGACGAAGAAUCGGCAUUUUUCGCCGCAUUUAUAUUGCAAUCUUAUUAUUAUGCCUCAUUUUCGCAUCGGUCCAUACCACGUAGGCAUCCGUUCCGCUUUAUCGCAAUGUGGAGAGUACUUAGGUCCUCUCCGUUCCAGCACCGUGGUAUCUCAGUGGGUUCUCUUCCAGCUCGCCGUCCGCCCGGAGUAUCUUGAACCACUUCGCGAAGAGCUGCUUCGAAUUCGUGAAGAGGACGAGACGGGCACGCUCCGUCUCACCGCUGCAUCUUUGCGUGAAGCCCGCCUCCUAGACUCCUUCGUCCGCGAGGUCAUGCGCCUCAAGGGAGAUACCAUCUCCACAAUGAGAUACACGACGUGUGAUGCACCGCUAGGCGAAUACAUUAUCCCCAAAGGCUCAUUUGUCACACCGAUGUCAUGCACCGUGCAUGAGAACCCUGAGGUCUUCGGCGUGGAGUCCACGGAGUUCAGGGGAUUCCAGUGGGCGGAACGGAGCAAAGAUGCGGCUAUGACGGGCUCGGCCCAUAUCGUCUUCGGUCUCGGCAGAUUCGCGUGUCCUGGACGAGUGCUUGCAGUGAAUGAAAUCAAACUCAUCGUCUUAUGCCUCAUUGGAAGAGCUACUCCCAGCCUCCUGGAAGGGCGGUUUGAGGUAACAGAUCCUUUGAACACCGUAACACAGCCUCCAAAAGGCACGCUUGUCUUCACACCCUUGGAGAAACCCAUCCUCUAA